AUGAUGAUGAGAUGUUAUACUUUUUUGUUGCUGCUUCUUCUUCUUCUUGAUACUCCAUCUUCCACUUGUUCAUUGGUGUUGCCACUAUGCAACCACCAUGACAACUCAAACCUGCUCCAAUUCAAGAACUCAUUUUCCAUCGACCUUUCAUCGUACAAUGAUUGGGCGUGCUCCUCUUAUUCCAAGACAGCAUCAUGGAAAAACGGUACUGAUUGUUGCGAGUGGGAUGGUGUCACGUGCAACACCACAUCGGGCCACGUGAUUGGGCUUGACCUCAGUUGCGGCAUGCUUGAAGGCGAGUUUUAUCCCAACAGCACACUGUUCCAUCUGACGCAUCUUCAACAACUCAACCUUGCUUUCAAUGACUUCUCCGAGUCUCUAAUAUAUCCUGGAAUUGGUAAUCUUGUGAGUCUCACCCAUCUCAAUCUAUCACACUCAUCAUUUAGCAGUCAUAUUCCGUCCACAAUCUCACACUUGUCUAAAUUACUCUCACUUGAUCUCUCGGAUAAUGAACUGAGACUUGAUGAAUCCACAUGGAGCAGACUCAUUGGUAACACCACUAACUUGAAUGAGCUACUUCUAGAUGCGGUAGACAUGUCUUCUGUCAGAGAAACUUCAUUGUCUUUGUUGAUGAAUUUGUCAUCCUCUUUGUUGUUCCUGCAUCUUCCUUUCGCUCAAUUGCAUGGAAAAUUUCCAACUCGUAUACUUGGUUUAACUAAUCUUGAAGAACUAAGUUUGAAUGACAAUGUAGAGAUGAAAGGUGAACUUCCAAAGUCUAACUGGAGCAGUCCUCUAAGGAUCUUGGAACUCUCUUACACAGCUUUCUCAGGAGAAAUACCUGAUUCCAUUUCCCAUUUGAAGUCUCUUAACCAACUAAGGCUACGGAAUUGCCAAUUUGAUGGAUUAAUUCCUGUGUCUUUGUGGAACCUCACUCAAUUAACAGAAUUGGACCUUUCAGGAAAUAGACUUCAUGGUGAGAUUCCAUCUUUGCUUUCAAACCUCAAACAUCUCACCUUCUUAGCUCUUAGUCGUAAUGCGUUCAGUGGUCACAUCCCAGAUGUGUUCGACAACUUCACUAAAUUACAUACCUUGGAUCUUUCUUCUAACAGUCUAGGAGACCAACUGCCAUCAUCGUUAUUUGAUCUAACUCAACUUUCUUACUUAAGUCUAUCUUCUAAUCAAUUAAUCGGCCCAAUUCCAAGCAAAAAUGCCACACUUCCAAAAUUAGAAACACUAGAUUUGGAUAAUAACUCUAUAAAUGGGACAAUUCCAGACUGGUGCUAUUCUUUGUCUUCAUUGAGAGAUCUAGAUCUUAGCAUGAACCAGCUCACAGGGCCAAUUAGCAAAUUCUCCACUUAUUCAUUGGAAAAUUUAGUUCUCUCUAAUAACAAAUUUCAAGGUGAUUUUCCAAAUUCGAUCUUUGAAUUUCAAAAAAACCUCGCUCGUUUGGAUGUGUCAUCUAAUUACUUGAGUGGUCUUUUGGACUUUUCUUAUUUUUCAAAGUUGGAAAAUUUAAAUUCUCUUGAUCUUUCUAACAAUAAAUUUCUCUCUGUUGAUAGUAAUAGUAGGGUGGACUAUGUCUUACCGCAACUUGAAUAUUUAACUUUCUCCUCUUGUAGUGUUACUGUUUUUCCUUCAUUCCUACCUAGAGUACAAAAUCUAAGAUGGUUAGACCUUUCUAACAAUAAAAUCCAUGGAAAGAUUCCCAAUUGGUUUAGUGAUAAUCUCUUGCACACAUGGAUGAGCAUGGACUUUAUUGACCUUAGUUUCAACCAGCUGCAAGGAGAUCUUCCAAUUCUACCAUAUGGCAUCAGUUACUUUUCAGUUUCAAACAACAAGUUCACAGGAGGCAUUUCUUCAACAAUAUGCAAUGCAAGCUCCCUCAAUAUGCUAAUCCUGUCUCACAACAAUUUGACUGGCAAGAUUCCACAAUGUUUGGGAUCCUUUCCUUGGCUUCAGGUUUUGGAUUUUCAAAUCAACAACUUUUAUCGAAGCAUACCUGAAAACUUCUCCAAGAGUAAUGCUUUUGAGACUAUUAAGUUGAGUGGCAACCAUUUAGAAGGACCAGUACCACAGUCUUUGGCAAAUUGCACAAAACUGCAAGUUCUAGACCUGAGUGACAAUAACAUAGAAGAUGUAUUUCCCAGUAGGCUAGAAGCUCUUCAGGAACUACAGGUACUCAGUUUACGAAACAACAAAUUUUAUGGUACCAUCACUUGUUUGAGUAAGAAGCACCCAUUUCCAAAGUUGAGAAUUUUUGAUGUGUCUAAUAACAAGUUUAGUGGCCCUUUGCCAAUGCAAUGCUUUCAAGAGUUUCAAGGAAUGAUGACUCUGAAUGAUAGUACCCCAGAGUAUAUGAUUACUAGUGGUAACGACUUCGACUUAUAUAAUGACUCUGUUGUGAUCAUUAUGAAAGGUGAAGUGAUAGAAAUGUCAAGGAUAUUAACUAUUUUCACAACCAUAGACUUGUCAAAUAACAUGUUUGAAGGAGAAAUUCCACAUGUCAUUGGAGAAUUAAGUUCUCUCAAAGGGCUUAAUCUUUCUCACAAUAAAAUCAGUGGUAACAUUCCACAAACUUUGGGUAAUUUGACAAGUUUAGAAUGGUUAGACCUCUCAUGGAACCAACUGAAAGGUGAAAUACCUAUGUCUUUGACAAAUUUGAAUUUUCUGUCUGUCUUGAACCUUUCCGAAAACCAGUUGGAGGGAGUGAUACCAACAGGAAAACAGUUCAAUACAUUCCAAAAUGAUUCCUACAGAGGAAAUCCAAUGCUAUGUGGAUUCCCUUUGUCAAAGUCAUGCGGCAAUGAUGAAGAACAACCACCUUCAGUAUUUGCUGAGGCAAAAGAAUCAUUAUUUGGGUGGAAGUCAGUAGCAGUGGGAUAUGCAUGUGGAGUGGUGUUUGGGAUGUUCCUUGGAAGGUUGUUUAUAAAGACAGCGAAACCCUUGUGGCUUGCCAGACUGAUUUGUGGCUAUACUUAACAAAACAUGCACAGCAGAUCAGAGGCCAUGCAAAUUAUAUGAGACUGUGUUAGCUUCUUGUGUUUUUCUACUAUUUUUUUUUUCUGUAAU
This is a messenger RNA of Arachis stenosperma, 3069 nucleotides long. Its product is annotated as receptor-like protein 33. Lineage: Eukaryota; Viridiplantae; Streptophyta; Magnoliopsida; Fabales; Fabaceae. Gene Ontology annotation, molecular function: protein binding. The record is from RefSeq and is a predicted model, not a curated record. The transcript has a single exon. Bases 1 to 2979 code for a protein of 992 amino acids.